Messenger RNA from Meloidogyne enterolobii, 454 nucleotides. The record is from the annotation of a GenBank genome assembly. NCBI's taxonomy places the organism in Eukaryota, Metazoa, Nematoda, Chromadorea, Rhabditida, Meloidogynidae.
AUGACACUUACCGAGAUUCAAAACUAUUAUAAUCUCGUUUAUAUUUUAGAUCAAGUCGAGCAUUCACGCCUUCAAGACGGCCAUCAACCAAAUUCUCAAUCAGUUAGUGAUGAUGAAGAAGACAUGGUUAAGUUAGAUAACAAUGACCUCAACUACGAUGAUUAUGACGAUUAUGAAGGGGAGGCUAGGGAAAGGGUUGAAAGCAACAAUUCGAGCGUUCAUUUACAACAUUCCGAGGAAUGAUUGGUGUUAGCGAUUCUGAGGGCGAGGAAGCUGAUGAUGUCCAAAAAGGUUUAAAAGAUUUUUUUGAAGAUUUUUUCUUUUUUUUUUCAAAUUUCCUAGGGAAAUUCUGGAAAUCUGGGGGUUGUACGGGUCAGGGAUGUCCUGGGCUGAUGAAAAGGCGGUUGUGGUUUUGGAUCCAGUUUUCAACAAAAUUUUCUUCAGGCCCCCUUUC